GGCGAAAUGAGACUAAUACAUUUCACAUGCCACAAUUUGAGAUGACUAUAACUUUGGAAGAUGUGGCAUAUAUUUUGGGUCUUAGAGUAAUCGGGAAGGCUGUUACUGGGAAAAUGUACAAGGAGGCUGAGGAUAUACUAGGCAUGGUACUUGGACAACAUCCCUCAGAUCCUACCAACACGAAGGCUCUACGGAGUGGUUGUGUCAAGUUAACAUGGUUGAGGAACCAAUUUUCCCAUCUGCAAAGCAAUGCUUCUGAAAUAGAUGUUAUUCGUGCUACCCGGGCAUAUUUGUUGCAUCUUCUUGGAACUACCAUAUUUGCUAACACAUCCGGAAAUAUGGUUAGUGUUUCAUAUCUACCAUUGCUUGCUGAUUUCGUUGAAUGUGCUGAAUAUGCAUGGGGCGCUGCUACUUUAGCUUUCUUGUAUAGGGCAUUGAUGCGUGCCUCAAGGAAGAACACUGCUAAUAUUGGAGGUUCAAUGACCCUAUUUACAGUAUGGGCUUAUGAGCGCCUAGGGGUUGGUAGACCAGAUGUUGUUCGCCUAUGUAGGCCUUUCCCCCGAGCUGUUAGAUGGAAAUGCCGGCGUAGAACUGACAACAUUCAUAAUUGCUAUAGACCGUAUCGGCAAGAGCUUGAUCAACUUAAGGAAUGCGAGGUCAAUUGGCAGCCAUAUGCAACACUUGCGAGUGCUCCUCUUGUUGGUCUUAUAGGAUCAUAUAUAGGUCUGGCUCGCACAUGGCUGAUUCAUUUCAAUGUGGUUGAGAUGCAUCUUCCAGAUCGAUGUUUGCGUCAAUUUGGACUAGAACAAAAUGUGCCUCAAAGUGUCGCUAGAUGGCAGCGUCACACGGUGGCUAGGCUAGGCAUAGAUUAUAAGGAUUUGUUUCAGCGAGAGGUGAGUGAGUGGACAUACUUCAAUGACUCCUUCGAAAUAGUUAAUGCUCCUCCAGAGUCGAACCCAGGAAUUACACAAUCAAAUUACCUUCAGUGGUAUCUAAGGGUCAGCCAUGUUAGGAUUCAUCCUCCUCAUGAAGUUGACGACCAACGUCCCAAUGAGUAUAGGUUGAAAGGUUAUGGAGAUAGUGAAGCAUUGGACUUGCGUCGUCUCAUCCAUCGGGUCACUACAAAGCUCCGACCUCUAUUGGAGCCACUUUUAAUUGACGAUGUAGGUGUGGAGAUCAACGAGUUGGUAGAUACAUUAGCCAAGGAAGGUUAUGAUGAUUCAUGUCCUAAUACAUAUGUGAAACACAUUGACAAUCCUCUCCCCACAACGGUCGAAGGUAUUUCUUCAACAACUGAAUUUGAAAAGUACAGUGGAUCUGAUGAAUCAGUCUCGAAUAGUGACAGUAGUACAUAUUCCACUCGUAGUCCGCAAGCACGUCCACAAUCAGUGGAUGAGAAUGUGGCAGUGUCUGUAGGCAAUGAUCAUUGCUUUCAACAUUCUAUUGUCCCCACUCAAAUUACAUCUGGUGCUGUUUCUAGUUCAGCUUUUGUGGAUACUAUUAACCACAUAGAGAUUGGGAACAUAGAAUCAGAUACCAGUCAAAUUAGGCAUGUUCAGAUUAGUGUGUCCUCUGGAGGUUCGUUGUCGAACUCAGUUGUGGAAUGUGAUGAUACAACAUUGCUUGUCCCUCCGUCGGAACACCAAAUUAUUUAUCCAUUGGGAGUGGGUUUACCUGAUACGGAAAAAUCCCUGCAACAAACAGUCUCUACAGGGGCCACAACGGAUGUGAUAAAACAGUCGAUGGUUACAUGAAAUGUGGCAAAGCAGCUUGUUGUACGUAAGAAGGCUCGGUGGAGAUACUAGUUUACCAUGGUGGUUUUAUUUUUUUGUGAACGACUACAAGGUAGUGUUUUUUUGUUUUGGAUUGACCUAAGAUGGCCAAUUAAAAAAUGUUGCAGCAUUUAGUGGUUGUAAAAAAAUGUGGUAUAGUCAACAAGGUAGUGUCUUUUAUUUUGGUUAUUUUUAUAUUAUGAUUCAUAAUGCCAACUGUUAUAACAUGUCAGACUAGACAAAAUUGAAACCUAUUUCAUUUUUUGUUUUUUAUUGUCUGUCUUGUGGUUUUAGAAACUAUAACUCUGUCAUUUGUAUGUCACGAAGGGUGAUGACUUAUUAUUUUAAUAUCUCUUGUUUAUUGAAACUACAUUAUAUCAUAAUUCUUCAAACUGUCUCCGGCUGGAUAGUUAAAUCCUUUGGAAAAAAUAUAUAUCUGAUUCUUAUGAGGGUGUUUGGUUCGGUAAAUCCUCAGGAUGACAUUCUUUAGAAUGAUAAUCUUAAUUUUUUGAGUUGUUUGGUUCCACUAUGAUGGCCCUCAUAAGAGAGGCACCUACUUCCAAUGAAUGACUAUAUUACAAACGUGGAUGGAGACUUUUGGUUUUUGUCAACACUAAAACUCAGAUUUGAGCAACCAUCUUAACCCUUACUAUAAAAGGGGAACGUGGGAAGACGUACUCUACGGAGGCCAAUAAACCCACGCUAAUGUGAAGAAACUUCUUUGGUUCGAUACCCUCUCACACCGAGAGUCCAUCGCCGGUGACUGGUAAGCUCUCUCUUUCUCUCUCUCUCACACACACACACUUUCUUGUUUUCUCUGCCAACCGCUCUCUAUUUCCAUUUCAUGGAGUUGUAUUGUUAGGUUUUUAAAACCAAAAUCUACUACUCUCUCUCUCGCUUUCAUUGUCUACGGCUCUCUAUUUUGUGUUCAUGGAGUUGUUAGGUUAGGUUUUUAGAACCAAAGUCUAUCGCUCUCUAUUUUGUGUCGUGAAUUUUAUUUUUAGGUUUGUUAACUCAAAACUCAUGUGCUCUGUUCAUGGAAAUGUAGCAGUGGCAAUCGAAGUGCUUGGGUUUGUUCUCUAGUUCGCCUGCCCUUCCACUGGCUCUGCAAAAUUGGAUUUCGUAUUCGGAGUUGUAAGCAAUGUCCAUCGAAGUGCUUCGGUUUGUUCUCUAGUUCGACUGCCCUUCCACCAACUCUGCAAAAUUGGAUUUGGUAUUCGGAGUUGUAAGCACUGGCGAUCAAAGUGCUUGUAUUAGUUCUCUAGUUCACCUGCCCUCCCAUCGAGUUUUAGCAAAAUUGGAUUUGGUAUUCUCCUCCUCCUCUCUCUCUCUCUCUCUUUCUGGCUUUCUCUGAACGUCGCUCUCUAUUUGGGUAAGAUGGGUCAAUUGGCUUUCUCUACCAAUCUCUGAACUAACCCAAGAAUUACUUCACAGUUGCAUAUGUUCCCUUUAACCUUCUGCAUUUUGCCUUAAUCACAUGGCAAUGUAUCACCAUCGCUUAUGUUUUGCUACUAUAUUUUCUAUUGCUGGAUAUCGAGAAGUAUACAUGUGGAUGCUAUGAAUACUUCCAUAUAGGCGGCGGCGGCCUUCGCUGAGUGCUCUGUCGCUUGGGUUUCUGGAGCGAGAGGAGUUUGAGAGACAGCUAGCUGCAAAAUAAGCUUCUCUUCCUCAGGAACCAGCUUCAGAUGAUGAUAAUGCUGUAACUAUUCUCGUUCGGAUGCCUGAUGGUAGCCGCCGUGGCCGUCGCUUUCUCAAGUCAGACAGGCUCCAGUCUUUUUUUGACUUCAUUGAUGUGGGUAGGGCCGUUAAACCUGGUACCUACAAACUGGUGAGGCCAUACCCUCGGCGUGCUUUCAGUGAUGGUGAUAGUGAAUUAUCUCUGGGUGAACUAGGUCUAACCAGCAAACAAGAAGCCUUAUUUAUGGAAUUGGUUUAGGAAAGAUGAUUACCCUAAUUGUAAGUAGGAAAACACAGGAAAAGGAGAGUACCUUUGAAAAUUCCAUUGUAACAACAAAACAUGCAUGAUGUAACGGUUCUUAGCUGGUGAUGUUAUUGUUGGAGCCCAUCAAAAUGCCAGAACACAGCAAAAAUGCUGCUUCAUCUGAA
Messenger RNA from Macadamia integrifolia, 3878 nucleotides. RefSeq names its product protein MAIN-LIKE 1-like. The record is from RefSeq and is a predicted model, not a curated record. The coding region runs from base 27 to 1754 and encodes 575 amino acids. The transcript has 9 exons. Lineage: Eukaryota; Viridiplantae; Streptophyta; Magnoliopsida; Proteales; Proteaceae. Gene Ontology annotation, biological process: meristem development; meristem maintenance.